Molecule: messenger RNA, 996 nt
Organism: Oryza sativa Japonica Group (Japanese rice)
Lineage: Eukaryota; Viridiplantae; Streptophyta; Magnoliopsida; Poales; Poaceae
Source: RefSeq, a predicted model, not a curated record
UACCUUCCCUUAAUUAUUACAUGAAUGGCACCUCUUGGUGACAGCCAGCCAGCCACUGCGUCACAUCGCUUGUGAGUUCGUCUCGUCGGCUUACUUACUAACUCCGGCGCCACGUCGUCCCCGUCGUCGGCUCGCCGCCGGCCCGCUGCCGGCCCGCUGCAAGAGCUUCCGGCGAUGUCCAAGAGGCAGGCAAUCCUGAAGUCGAUAUGGUCGCCGCUCACCGCCGUCUUCAGGACCAAGAAUUGUGCUGCGACCUCGAGCAACCUCGUCGUCGUCAAUGCCGGCGGGGAGAUCAUCGCCGGCGGCGGCCGUGAGGAUGCAAUCGUAACGAGAAAAUCCCGGUCUAGCCUGGAGGACCUCCUGAAGAUCGAAUCGUCAUCGAAUCCUGGAACCAUGGCCGCCGACGAGCCACUACCAAAUCACAUGGCUUCGCCGAAGAACUCCUCGAUGGAGAGCGAGUUGCAAGUAGUGCUGGCCGGCUACCCGGAGAACAGCCACGGCGGCGUUAUCGCCGGCCGUCCACCGGAGUCUCUCGACGGCGGUGGCGGCGCCGUCGUCGUGCGGGCUCAGACGGUGAGGGUGAAGGUGAACAGGCUCGUCGUGCUCGUUCCAUCAGCUCUGCGGGCACGGUCGCGCGCCGCGAAGAUGGUGGAUGCGGCGGCCCUGCCGGCGAAGCGUGGCUCGUACUGGAGGAUCGCCGGUCGCGGCCGCGGCGGCGACAAGAGUGAGCUGUUCUACCAGCGGCCGAUCCCGUUGGGGCGCAGAUGCAGGGUGCAACACUUGGAGGAGGUUACACUGUCUGAUAAUUAAGGUCCAUCCCCAUGGUGCAUGGUUUGGAUUUGGAAAAGAAAAUUAAACACCGAACUGUACUAUAGUGGAUUGCUACUAUACUAUUAGUGCAUGCAGAGUCUUUGUAAACUGUAAUAUAUAACGUGGUAAUUAACUAAUUGUUGUAAUUAUAUGACAAUGCAAAUUAUAAGAUGUGUUUUACAUAUA